Drosophila hydei is the source of this 381-nucleotide messenger RNA. It is a transcript of the gene ND-MLRQ, whose product is annotated as cytochrome c oxidase subunit NDUFA4. The coding region runs from base 58 to 309 and encodes 83 amino acids. NCBI's taxonomy places the organism in Eukaryota, Metazoa, Arthropoda, Insecta, Diptera, Drosophilidae. The record is from RefSeq and is a predicted model, not a curated record. The transcript has 4 exons.
UACUGAAAAGGUUUUUAAUAUCUUGUGAAUAGUUAAUAUAACGAAGAUAUUUAUAAAAUGCAAGGGCUCGGAUUACAAAGUCUUAAAAAAAAUCCAGCGUUGAUUCCCCUCUACGUUUGCGUGGCUGCUGGAGCUGUUGGAGCCGUAUACUAUAUGACUCGUCUAGCUACAAGGAAUCCAGACGUUACAUGGAAUAGGUCAUCCAAUCCAGAACCAUGGCAAGAAUAUAAGGACAAACAAUAUAAGUUUUACUCUCCUAUAAGAGAUUAUUCUAAAACAAAGAGUGCAGCACCAAAAUUCGAGGAAUAACUUUAUGGAAUGCAAUUAAAUUGAUUGUCAAAAUAAAUGCAUUAAAGUGCUGUUAAACAUUGCGUUGACGAA